This is a messenger RNA of Canariomyces notabilis, 1878 nucleotides long. Its product is annotated as WD40 repeat-like protein. Gene Ontology annotation, biological process: mRNA splicing, via spliceosome. Lineage: Eukaryota; Fungi; Ascomycota; Sordariomycetes; Sordariales; Chaetomiaceae. The transcript has 3 exons. The record is from RefSeq and is a predicted model, not a curated record. The coding region runs from base 153 to 1628 and encodes 491 amino acids. Gene Ontology annotation, cellular component: Prp19 complex; precatalytic spliceosome; catalytic step 2 spliceosome. Gene Ontology annotation, molecular function: protein binding.
AAGUUCCAUCGCCACCAUCAACUCUAAGCUGUCUUAUCUAAUUGUUUCUCUUGUCCCCAAGUGUCUCUCCCAGGCGGCCGUAAUCGUCCACAAUUGUCCCUGGUCAAGAACCAGUCCAUUAACCUCAGAAACGAAACGGCUCUUCUCCAACCAUGGCAGCGGAAGUUGCCAAUGGCGCCAACGUCUCGCGGCUGGACGCCAUGAUCCGCGAGAACGCGCGCAAGACAAAGUCCAUCUACUCCAACACAAGUUCUGACCCGUCAAGCCGAAAGCGCAGAAAGCUGGACCCGGGCAUGGCCUCUGAGGAUCCGGACAUUACCAAGACCGCCCUUUCCCUUCGCCUGCACGCCGAGUACAGCGAUGUUCAGACCUUACCCGACGUCAUCGCCAACAAAGUCCCCGCCGCCGGACCACGGAAAAAGAAGCAGCCCAAGGCUGCCGAGGAAGCGCCGUCGCAAUCAGAAGAACACGCGCGCAAGCUGCUAGAGGGCAUACCAGCGACCAAACCCGGCGGCAGCGCCAGCUCGAGUGCCCUCGUCCUCUCGCGCAAGCCAAACGGCACCAAGCCCGCAGCAGCGCAGCAGCGCAACGAACCGCAGAACCUGAGCCUCGUCCGCCGGACCGACAGCCUCCUGGCGCAGCCACGGCCGGACUGGCACCCGCCGUGGAAGCUCCAGCGCGUCAUCAGUGGGCACCUGGGCUGGGUGCGGGCGCUGGCGGUCGAGCCGGGCAACAAGUGGUUCGCGUCGGGCGCCGGGGAUAGGACCAUCAAGAUCUGGGACCUGGCAUCCGGCCAGCUGCGACUGACUCUGACGGGCCACAUCUCGACGGUGCGCGGCCUUGCUGUGUCGCCUAGGCAUCCGUACAUGUUUUCGUGCGGUGAGGAUAAGAUGGUCAAGUGCUGGGAUCUGGAGACCAACAAGGUGAUAAGACACUAUCACGGCCAUCUCUCGGGCGUGUACACACUCAAACUCCACCCUACCCUUGACGUUCUCGUCACGGGCGGACGCGACGGCGUGGCACGCGUGUGGGACAUGCGGACGCGGAGCAACGUGCACGUCUUGUCAGGCCACACGGGCACCGUCGCCGACCUCGUCUGCCAGGAGGCCGACCCGCAGGUCAUCACAGGCAGCCUGGACUCGACGGUGCGCAUGUGGGACCUGGCGGCGGGCAAGACGAUGGGGGUGCUGACGCACCACAAGAAGGGCGUGCGCGCACUGGCUACGCACCCGACCGAGUUCACCUUCGCCACGGGCAGCACGGGCAGCAUCAAGCAAUGGAAGUGCCCUGAGGGCGCUUUCAUGCAAAACUUUGAGGGCCACAACGCCAUCAUUAACACCCUGUCCGUCAACGACCAGAAUGUCUUUUUCUCGGGCGGCGACAAUGGGUCCAUGAGCUUUUGGGACUGGAAGUCUGGGUACCGCUUCCAGGCCCUGGACACGACCGCUCAGCCGGGCUCGCUCGAUGCCGAGUCCGGCAUCAUGAGCUCCACCUUUGACGUCUCAGGCGCGAGGCUGAUUUGUGGCGAGGCGGACAAGACAAUCAAAAUAUGGAAAGAGGAUCCGGAGGCUACACCGCAGACACAUCCCCUGGAAUGGAAACCAACCUUGUCGAGGAGGAAGUACUAGGCGGGAGUGGGAGAUCUGCGUGGACCUAAGGAUUGUAUACUAUGUCACCAGCAUUAACAUGUCGGCACAGGAGAGGGAUAGAAUGGGACUUGCCAUCCUAUUCUUCUUGCCUAUCAGUUUAUAGCGCCUCGUCUUUUACAGCAUAAUACCAAGUGCCUUGAUUUCUGGAUCGUCGCGAAACGCCAGCCUCACCUCUUCAUCUCCGACGGCCAGACGCAUCUUACUCGGCCGCUCCGGCCUCUGCCCUUCC